AUGGUCACCGAUUUCAUCCCGUCAGCUUGCAACACCACCGACAACUCCGACCUCUGCUACUCCUCCAUCUCUCCUUAUGCCCAUGUCAUCAAACAAAGCCCUGCCGCUCUGGCUCUCAUCGGCAUCACCGUGGCUCAUCCAGUGCUCCGUCGUGUAGCCUCCGAUGUCUCUGCUCUCUCCCCCAAAGCCAACGGCAGUUACGCGGGCGCGCUUAGCGUCUGCGUUGAGACCCUUGGAACCGCCUUAGAUGACGUAGGUGGCGGGUUAUAUUGGAUGCACUCCCCGAAAACCGAGUGCACGGACGGGUUCGAAGAUGAACCUGAAGGUUCGGUGAAGAAGGAGGUAGUGGAUCGCGUGACGUAG
This is a messenger RNA of Prosopis cineraria, 363 nucleotides long. Its product is annotated as pectinesterase inhibitor 4-like. Gene Ontology annotation, molecular function: enzyme inhibitor activity. The record is from RefSeq and is a predicted model, not a curated record. Lineage: Eukaryota; Viridiplantae; Streptophyta; Magnoliopsida; Fabales; Fabaceae. The transcript has 2 exons. Bases 1 to 363 code for a protein of 120 amino acids.